Thlaspi arvense is the source of this 219-nucleotide messenger RNA. NCBI's taxonomy places the organism in Eukaryota, Viridiplantae, Streptophyta, Magnoliopsida, Brassicales, Brassicaceae. The record is from the annotation of a GenBank genome assembly.
AUGUCUAAUGAUGGUGGUGCCCAGGAUGAUGUUGGCGGAAAACAAAAACAAAUCCUUAGGGAAGAUAAGCAUAUCGGAAUAUAUUUGGAGCUUCUCGAUAUUGAAUUUGCCAAAAUAAGAUAUAAGCAAAAGUUGCCUAAAGAAGUUGGAAGAGAACAUAUUUAUAAAAGGUUUUUGGAAAAAACUGGUAAGUCUCUCUUGAGAAUCUUUCAAGAGUAA